This is a messenger RNA of Micromonas commoda, 2960 nucleotides long. RefSeq lists its product with no specific name. The record is from RefSeq and is a predicted model, not a curated record. The transcript has 2 exons. The coding region runs from base 1 to 2862 and encodes 953 amino acids. NCBI's taxonomy places the organism in Eukaryota, Viridiplantae, Chlorophyta, Mamiellophyceae, Mamiellales, Mamiellaceae.
AUGGGUUUCGCCACGAAGACGGCGCAGAUGCAGGCUGAGAUCGACGAGCUGACCGAGCAGGUGGAGGAGGCGCGCGCGAAGAACAAGCAGAUGCAGAAGCAAAUGAUCGCGAUGGAGGGCGAGGUCGCCGAGGCGCAGGACAAGCUCGAGCUGGCGCGCGAGGAAAACGCGCAGCUCCAGGGCGAGAAGAGCGCCCUGACCGACGCGGUCAAGUCCCUGAACAAGGAGGUCAGCAAGCUGAAGAACUUCAAGAUGAACCUCAUGGCGACGCUCAAGGAUGACGACCAGAACGAGUUCACCAACGACGCGUCCGGCGACAGGCUCGUCUCCUCCGUGCUUCAGUCGGCGAAGCCCACCGCGAGCCCGAGACAGGGGAGCAUCCUAUCCGAGCGUACCGGCGCGUACGGCAACACACCCUCAGCGUCCCCCGCGAGGUUCACCAACGGAGGAUCGCACUCGUCCACCGUCACGUCGCCAUCCGUCGGCGGCCACGGGUCCCCGCCCGUCGGCAUCAACGGAGCCGGCGGCAAGGUGGACGGCAAGGAGUUCUUCCGCCAGGCGAGGGCGAGGCUGUCGUACGAGAAGUUCUCGCAGUUUCUCUCCAACAUCAAGGAGCUCAACGCGCACAAGCAGACGAGGCAGGAGACUCUCGCGAGGGCCAGCGAGAUCUUCGGAGACGCAAACGCCGACCUCUACGCCACGUUCGAGACGCUCCUGGUGAAGCACCUGCCCAAGUACCAGUCUACGCUCAAAUUGUACUUUUUUGAUGACUGCGUUACCUACAGAUCCGAAAUCAACGAGGUGGGUUUUCCACGUCAGUGUGACCUUCCGAUAAAGCCUCGUCAAAAGCGGCGCUUGGGCGAAUCCUCCGCCACUUUAUCGGAGGGCUCGGCGUCGUCUGCGACCGCCGAAGGUAGGGCGAAGAUGCAGCGCCAAGCCAUCUCGCUCGGGGUUGUCGCGCCGGUGGUGCUCGCGCGUCGCCGCGUCGCCGCGACCCCCGCGGCGACGUCCUCGCGCGCGCCCCCAGCGGACCAGAAAUCGCACUUCCUCGGGCGGCGGCCGAGUCACGGCGCGUCGGCGCCACCGCGAGGGCCGCCCUCGCUUCGCGCGGUCGCCGACGCGGCGCCCGCGCGCGCUCCUCGAGGGCGGGGUCGCGGCGGUAAAGGCGGUCGCGGCGGCGGCGGCGGCGGCGGCGGGUCGGGCGGCUCCAGCGCCGACGUGUCCACCUCCGCGCGCAUCCAAGGCGAGCUCACCGGCGCUCGCGACCCGCGCGAUAUCCUCGCAAUCGUCGACGCCGACGGCGACGCGUUCGACCCCAUCCACACCGCCACCGCCAUCCACCGCAUCGCCACGCACACCAAGGGCGACGCCACGCGCGAAUCCGUCACGUCCUCCCCGUCCUUCGCGGCGCUCAUGGACCUCGUCCGCGCCAAUCUCGGCGGCAUGAACGCCCAAGGAUUGGCCAACGUCGCGUGGGCGUGCGCGCGGCUCGACCACUCCCCGGGUGCGGAUCUCCUCGACGACAUCACCGCCGGGCUCGAGCGCGAGCUCACCGCGAAGCCGCCGGCCACGAAGGGUGGGCGCGCCGCGAAGGCGCGAGAGGUGAAGCCGCAGGCGGUGUCCAACAUGGUGUGGGCGCUGGGGUCUCUUCGCCACCGGCCGAGCGACGAAUGCUUGGCUUCCAUCUUUAGCGCCGUGGCGCCGAGGCUGCGGGACUUCCGCGCGCAGGAGCUGACGAACGUGGUGCUCGGCGCGGCGCACAUGGAGUACGUCCCGGGCGAUGCAUUCAACGCGUCGGUGUUCGACGCCGUGGCGACGAACGUCCAAUCCUUCGAGGGUCAGGAGACGAGCAACCUGCUGUGGGCGCUCGCGCGGGUCGGAGCUCGGGCGCCCGACGAGUUGGUCUCCACGCUGCUGGAGCAGAGCGCGGCGCAGAACCUGGGCGGGAUGGCGUCCGCGCUCAACCUGUCCCAGUGCCUGUGGGCGUGCGCCAAGAUGGGCGUCGCGCCGCCGGAGACGUACGUCAAGGCUGUGGACGCCGAGUUGCCUCGAUGCGCGGCGCGGUUGACGACGGAGAGCGUGGAUUGCAUCCUCUGGGCGCUCGCGACGAUGGGCGCGCCCCUCGGCGCGGACGCGAUGGACGCGCUGACGAACUCGGCGGCGAGGCUGGCGGAUCGCAUGGACGCGGAGAUGCUGGUCAAGACGCACUGGGCGCUCGCGAGGCUUCGUCACAGGCCGGCGCCGGGCGACAUGCAGCAGAUCGUCUCCGCGGCUAGAAGGCUGGUGGAUGAGCUUCCCGCGGAUGACAGGCUGACGGUGAUGCACGCCUGGGGGGUGCUGCGGACCAACCCGGGCGACGACGUGAUCCGCGCGUACACCGCGGACUUCAGGGGCGAGGGCGAGGGCGAAGACGCCCCAGCAGGAGCGCGGGAGUCCGAGCUGGACGGCGACCAGGCGGCGAAGCUGCUCUGCGCGUACGGGCGGACGAGGCAUCAGCCGCCGGGUGCCCACGCGGCGGCGCUGGCGAACAGGCUGGUGGAGGAGGCCGCGGAGGGGUCGCUGCACCCGGGCGCGGCGGUGCUCGGGCUGUGGGGCGCGUCGCUGCUGGACAUGCGCAUGAGCACGAAGCAGCUGGACAUCCUCGCGAGAAACGCGAUCUCGCAGGAUAAGAAGCUCGCGCCGAGGUCGCUGGCGAAGAUCGUCUGGGCGCUCGCCGCGUUGGGGUACGAUCCGACGCCCAAAGACCUCGCGGCGCUGAAGGACCGGUCCGCGCACGCGAUGCCGAGGCUGAUGGCCAAGGAUCAGGAGGCGUUGCGCGAGGCGUUGGCGAGGCUCGGCGACGUGCAGAUCACGCGCGCGUAGGAAGCGCCGAGGAGAGGACGGGACAAAUUGUUGUUGUCGCUCCGAUCGGUAAGGCGCUAAUUUCGUUUGUAUUGCAAGGCACGGCUCGAUUUUUACUA